Molecule: messenger RNA, 1632 nt
Organism: Varanus komodoensis (Komodo dragon)
Lineage: Eukaryota; Metazoa; Chordata; Lepidosauria; Squamata; Varanidae
Gene: STC1
Product: stanniocalcin 1
Exons: 4
Coding region: 204-950 (248 amino acids)
Biological process (GO): intracellular calcium ion homeostasis
Cellular component (GO): extracellular region
Molecular function (GO): hormone activity
Source: RefSeq, a predicted model, not a curated record
GGAGCUGGAGCGCAGGCGGAGGGGAAGGCGGCGGCAGAGGCAGCUUCUCCCUCGCGCUGGUGUGCCAUUCAUCAGUCCUCAUCCUCUCUCUCUCUCCUCUUCCAGAUCCGCGUCUUUGCUCAAGCCGAGGAGGUGGGAAGGAAGGGAGAGAGGCAGAAGCCCACGAGAGCACGCCGCACGAAACUUGGCGGAAACUUAAGAGAAUGCUCCAAAAGUCCGCGCUUCUCUUGCUGCUGGCGCUGGCUGCUGCGGCAGCAUCCUACGAAGUGGAGCAGAAUGACUCCGUCGGCCCCAGGAAGGCGAGGCUUGCAGCCCAACACUCAGCGGAUGUGGUUCGAUGUUUAAAUAGUGCCCUCCAGGUGGGAUGUGGUGCUUUUGCCUGCCUGGAAAACUCCACAUGUGAAACAGGCGGGAUGUACGACAUCUGCAAGUCCUUCCUCUACAGCGCUGCUAAAUUUGACACUCAGGGGAAAGCCUUUGUGAAGGAGAGCUUGAAGUGCAUCGUGAAUGGCGUCACAUCCAAGGUUUUCCUUGCCAUUCGGCGGUGCUCCACAUUCCAGCGGAUGAUUUCCGAGGUGCAGGAGGAGUGUUAUAGCAAGCUGAACAUCUGCGGGAUUGCGAAAAGGAACCCAGAAGCAAUCACAGAAGUUGUCCAGCUCCCGAACCACUUCUCAAACAGAUAUUACAACAAGCUUGUGAGGAGCUUAUUGGAAUGCGACGAAGAGACAGUGGGAACCAUCAAAGACAGUUUGAUGGCCAAAAUUGGACCAAACAUGGCCAGCCUCUUCCACCUCCUGCAGACGGAUCACUGUGCCCAGCUGCACCCCAGAGCAGACUUCAGUCGGAGGCGUCUCCCUGAGCCUCAGAAGCUAAAAAUCUAUUUCAGGAAUCUGCGGGGGGAGGGGACUGCUCAGUCCCACAUGAAACGUACUUCCUCCGAAAGUGUGUAAUGUGGCACAAGAGGGUGGAAGAGUAGGGAAUCCAAGCUCUACCAAAGUAGGAAAUUGCUCACUCUUUUUUUUCCUCCUUUAGCAUUCACUACACAUCAGAAAUGUACUGUAGCUGAUUUUGAAGAACACUGAGCCAAUCUAUACAUUCAAAAAAUCAAAACAAGAAGAGCAUGUGAUAUACUCCUCCUUGGAUUAUACUACAGGGAGGCUGGGGUAGUUGCAGAUCUAAAUGCUUGAUUUGGGUAGAACUCAUGCAAAGAUACGUUAAAGCUUGCAUAGCUGCAAAAGCUUCACUAGACCCUUUUCCAGCUUUCCACUUGUAGGGUGUUUUGGAAUGCCCCCUCGCUCACCCCAUCAAGCAAUCUUGUCUCUACAGUCUGAAGUGUUACAGGAACUCUAUACCACAUGCUUGGUAUGAAUGUAUAGACUGGCCCUGAAAUCUGGUCUUUGUAUCUUUUUGAUUUUCUGUCCCCCUCCUCAAUCAAGCUGCAUGGAACUAGGUGUCUGGAUAGGGAUAGGAAGCUAAUGUCUUAUCUUCCUGAAAUGGAGGCGGCCCCUUUUCUCCCCCUCCCUACCACCUCCCCAGGAAGAAAUCCAGUGAAUCUUGGCUUUUUGUUUUUGAAAGCAAUCAUUUCAGCACUUCUUCAGCAAACACCAAACUUUCACCGUACUGUAGCUCAGA